Molecule: messenger RNA, 1332 nt
Organism: Ctenopharyngodon idella (grass carp)
Lineage: Eukaryota; Metazoa; Chordata; Actinopteri; Cypriniformes; Xenocyprididae
Product: amine sulfotransferase-like
Exons: 6
Coding region: 135-1067 (310 amino acids)
Biological process (GO): sulfation
Cellular component (GO): cytoplasm
Molecular function (GO): sulfotransferase activity
Source: RefSeq, a predicted model, not a curated record
UGUGUAACAGCAAAGUUGACCUUUUUUCUCAAAGACUUCUGGUCCUGGAUACAACGAGAUUUCCUCCGUUGUUUACGGUCUUUUGGCAAUAAAUACACUCACUAGUGUUGAUUUGGCUUAGUAAGAACUCAGACAUGGCUCAGCAGGAUUACAAAAUGCUCAGUGACAAACUGUUCACAUACAAAGGAACUGUCUUAACUUUGGGCUCGGAUCAUGAUCUUACUCCAGAGUAUAUUGACAGUUUAGCGGAUUUCGAAACAAGGGAUGAUGAUCUCUAUGUUGUUACCUUCCCGAAAUCAGGUACAGUAUGGACUCAACGGAUCAUUACUUUAAUAUACGAGGAAGAUUUCCCUGACAAAGCCAAACAAAGCACAUACGAGCAGAUGCCCUGGCUAGAAUAUCGUUUAAAGGAGGAAGAUUACAACACACGUCCGUCUCCAAGACUCUUCUGUUCCCAUUUACUCCAGCCACUGAUGCCCAAAGCACUGCAAAGAAAGGGAAAAAUCAUCUACGUCAUGAGAAACCCUAAAGACAUCAUGGUGUCAUAUUUCCAUUUUUCCAAGAACAUGAAAAACCUGGAUUCUUCCGAGAGCAUGUACGAGAUGCUGGAAAAAUUCUUCACAGGAUGCAUGAUUGGUGGCUGUUGGUUUGACCAUGUUAAAGGAUGGAUCACAAAUAAAGACAAAUACAACAUCCUGAUCCUUACUUAUGAAGAAAUGAUCAAGGACCUCAGAUCCGUCAUUGUGAAAAUCUGCGAGUUUGUGGGAAAGAAUCUUUCAGACGCAGCGAUCGAUAAAAUGGUGGAGACAACCACGUUCAAGCACAUGAAGAAAGACCCCUUGGCCAACUAUGAAUUUCUUCCUCAAAAUAUCACAAACAAUCCAAAAGGACUUUUUUUGCGCAAAGGAACAGUUGGGGACUGGAGGAACACUUUAACCGUGGCUCAGAGUGAAUGUUUUGACCGCGUCUACCAAGAAAAAAUGAAGGACGUACCUCUUAACAUGGUCUGGGACAUCUCAGAUUUGCAUGGGGAACUUCUGGAAUCACAAAAUGAGUCAUGGAAUUAAUUUAAUACAUCAGUACUUCCAGUUAGCUGUUAAUAAAGGUUGAAAACAAGAAGCUUUUUCAAUAUUACAGCAGAAAUGCUGAAAAUAUCUUACAGUCAAAAAUGUUGAGAACCACUGUUCUAAUAUUAUUGAAUGCAUAAAAUAUGGACCAAGUACAACUGUAAUUUGUGCAUGCAUAUCUGUGAUAUUAUGCCACCUUCUGAACUUUACAUUUCCUAUUUGAAAUGUACAAAGACUGAUAAUAAAGAUUUAGGUUAAAGCACCA